Molecule: messenger RNA, 8961 nt
Organism: Malaya genurostris
Lineage: Eukaryota; Metazoa; Arthropoda; Insecta; Diptera; Culicidae
Gene: klar
Product: klarsicht protein
Exons: 19
Coding region: 1864-8055 (2063 amino acids)
Cellular component (GO): membrane
Source: RefSeq, a predicted model, not a curated record
AGUGGUGAAGCAGCAGGUCGAAGAACAAUCGGAUUUUUGGAACGGACUCGCGGUUACGGUUUUUUUUAUUGCUUCUUCGUCGUGUCGCGCUGGACUGUGAGGAACACUUGACGGUGUGUUUUUUUUUGGUAUUGUAAAGGUUUUUUUAUCAAGUUUAACGUAUUUCAACUACUGGUAGUGCAACGAUUCAAUGCACCUAAUCCGAAGAAGAUAGAUGAAUUCUGCUGUGUCUCACGAGAUGGAUAUCGUGUUGGAAGCCUUCCGAAGUUCCUGACGUGUUGAAAAAGAGUUUCCGUUCGCACGAGCACCUCUUUGUAUGUGGAUGUGUGUGCGCGAAAUAUUCUCGGCCUGUUAUUAUUAUUGUUGGCUGCAAGUCGCGAAAGAAUUCUGCGAAUCGCAAAGGUCUACCUCCCGUGUGGAGUGACAGCCGACUUUUUCGUGCAGAUAUCCGGAUUACGGCGAUUGGAGACAUCAUCGAUUAGCGAGGAAGCAGCCGUAAAAUGUAAUAGAAUUGUUUUCAAUAGUUGAUGGUUAUAGUUUUGCUCCUGAAAAGUGUCACGCCAUUCUGAAUAAAAGAUCCUUCAUGAAAUGAGUUCAUACUUUUCCCGAUAAGAGCGUAAAGUGUCUGGUUGGCCUUGACCGGUAAAAGUUGAUAACCGCACGGGUUCCCUGACCAGGGGUUUGCUCGUUCUACAACAAUUAGGCAUCAUACUAUUUUCGUAGUCGGUUGUCCCCACUGGUGUGUCCAAAGUUUCCAUGGAUUAAAUAAUUCAUGCGAAGAAUAGUGUUCGUAUUGGUGCAUUUCUGUUUUGUUCCACGCUACGCGAAGAAGAAGGCAAAGAAUUGCUGGCUGAGUGAGAAAUAAAUAAGCCUACUGUGGCUUUUAGUCAGAAGCAGUCUUCGGCGAGAGGAAGAAAAAGAAGUGCUACAUUGUGAGUGUGUGCAAGUGCCUAUAGUGGUUGUUCCGUACCCCGAACACACGGUGUACAAGUCGGAAAGAUCGGGAGGUCAAAGUUGGCUCCCAUCAAGUUCCUCCCUCGAAACAAUUCAAUCUCGAGUAGUGGCACAGUGGGUCUGUCGGCGCACACUGACAUAGUACAGCCAUCCACUGGACUGGACCGGACUGGACGAUCGUAAGUGGAUCGGUUGCCGCAGCAGCAGCAGCAGCAGGCACUGCCAAAAUUGCAUAAUACACAUGUACAGUAUGGCAAUGUUUGGCAUGGAUCAAAGCAACCAACAUUGACAGGAAUUGUAAACGUUGAACAAUAUUCCGAACCGUUUUGCGACCCCAUGUUGCGCCCUAAAAUUGGCAAUGAAUAGACGACCAUCAUCAUCGUCGAUCAUCGAUAUUAUUAUCGCCAACGUCGUCGCUUGAUGUUUCAACAGUGGAAGCGAAAGGGUUACAGUCUGCAAAGUCUACAGUCGAUAAACAGGAGUCCAGAGUAACUGGAACAACAACCGCAAAACCCCACAGAAUAAACUGAUUUUGCUUUAGUAAGAGAUACGAUAUGAACAGUCAACAAUACCGAUUGGAUUCGUUACGCACCUGAAAUAAUUACCAACGAUGAUAAAUUGCUACUGUUGUGAUGUGUGAUUUAAUCUAUAUUUCUAUCAAUCAACAACCCUGCGUGAAGUACUUUAGAUAGAUUCUAAUGAAAAUGUUCAUUUGGUAAACAAAUACUAGCCUCCGGAACGUCGAAACGUCGAUCAAAAAAAUGUCCAACAACCAAAGCCAACAGUGCCAGCCACUACUGCACAACUUCCUCAGUCGCUAAAAAGUCCGUACCGGAAAACCUCUCCCGUCUAGCAUCAAACCUACCAAAAAAAAGGCCCUUCUUUCAAACGGAACACGACUUGACCACUAUGAAGCCUCCAACCGGUGAAGAAAAACCCCGAACCAGCAAACAGCAGAAUGAUGGGAUUCCUACGACUCCUACGUCGGCUCCCGGCCUGGGAUCUUCUCCGAUGGCUUCGAUAUCGACCCAGACACACACACACGGAAGCGGAAGUUCCCGGAUGAAUCCUCCGGCGAUGACUGCGAAUGCCUCGUCGUCAGCCAAUUCCAGUCCCGGAUGUUUCAUCAAACCGUCACUGUCACUCAAUUCGUUGCCUCCGCAAGGCCCUCCCGAGGGUUCCGAGAUGGCACAGAACAGACUGAGAAUCGAUCGGCCAUAUAACAGUUUAAAGAAAAAACGCGACUCGGAACGGGAACUGUGGCGCCGGUCGUGGGGCAGUGGCCAUAGCCAUAGCUCCUGCAGUUUGCAGAGUAGCACCACGACCGGCAUCGGGAAGGACGAUUUCUGGGCGGCACUUCAAACCAACUACAACUUUAUCAUGGACACAAACCUGCUCGACAGUUGCCGGGAAGCUCGUGGCGAAAUCGAAGGUCCUGUCAUCCGAGCCGAGGAGGACGACGUCGACUGCUAUCGGAAGGCCAUGUACAAUCCAUCACCGAUGCAAACUUUCUACGGCGAUCCACGGCUGCUACGGCAGUGGAUCAAAGAGAUGGAAACCCGCCUCUCGCGGGUUUCCAGCUCGUCCGUGACGGAGAUCAAGAAGAUGAAGAUGGAGCAGCUGUUGAGGCUCUCGGGAGAACAUUCGGAAAUCUACCGUGAAAUAAAAUCCAAUUCGCGAGCCGUUGCAGCCUGCGUACGUGCGUACGAGAAAAAAUCGGCCAAGGCGAGUAAAUUUUCCGGCAACAUCUCCGGGGUCAACAGUGUUGCCUCGUCCUCGACGGCCACAACCGCCGGAAACAGUAGCAGCAGUACCGGACCACCGUCCGGAUCGGGAUCACUGAUACCGGAAGUGGACGCACAGCCGAGCACCUCGGCAGUUUAUUUCCAACCCACGACCCACCGAAAGCCCACCGAUCGGAGCUUCCCGGAGGAAAAGUUGACUGCCGUGAAGCUCAGCAGCAAGGCGAAGGAGAACAGCAUUGUCAAGGGGCUGCAGCGACGGUAUCUGCUGCUGUACUUGAAGGCAUUCGAGUUCCAAUUGCUGCUGGAAGGACUGCUGGAUAGUAAAACUUCGAGCUCUGAUAACAACGCCAGUCUCUCUGACACGGAUGAGGAGCCCGUUAAUAAAUUAGCACGCCUUAGCAAUUCCAACAAGUCAAAAUCCCCCGGUUCGCCACAGAAUGAGUGUUUGAGCGACGAAGAAUGGGUUAACGCCAAGAAACUCUCGAACGCUGGUUUCGAUGCCGAUUCCGAGGGUAGCGACUGUGAAAUUGUGCCUAAAAUUAUCAACUAUCACACCCUGCAGCACGUUAAUCCCUGUAGUCCAGCGACGACUACGUCAGUCACGACACACACACCGUCGACACCAUCCUCACCACCAUCCGCUACGAAUCCGCUGCUUCCGGAGGUAGCGACUGCGAGUCCUAUGAUGAUGAUGGAAACAGACAUCGGCAAUCUGUCGACCAACACGAUCGUUACUAUCGCUAGUACCAACACGACGACGGCCAGUACCACAACGACGCUUGUGACCGGUGCCCCCGCGAGUGGCAAACUGUUUAGUGAGGAUCUGAUCGAUGGGAUCAUUCGGGAAGCGAAUGCCCAAGACCUGAUUAACAAUAACCGGGACAACCACAGCGCGACGAAUGAAAUCACCAAUCAACUGAGGGGUAAAACUUCCUCCCCGAAACAAUCGGGCAAACAGAAACGCACCAAACCCAACGAUCUGUCCAAGUUCAAUCGAUCAACGAGAAAAUCGAAAAAUUGUGCCACAUUUUACUUUAAGCACCUGGAUACCGACUCGGAGUUGAACAAGGAUUCGAGUGAGCGCGCCAAAUCGGACGAAACGUCCAGCUCGUCGGAGGGUGACGAGUGGGUGUACAACAAUGGCGACGAAGGCGCCCAAGAGGGUGGUGAAAGUAGCCCGGACAGUUCCGGUUCCGAUCCGGCAGCAGUCCGUUCGAGUGGCGGUCAGGUGAUACCACUCGGGGACGAAGAUGAAAAGGAGAACAAACCGCAUGGUGGUGGUGGUGGUGGCGAAGAUAACAAACCGGACGGCACAAAACUAACGGGUUCCGGUACUGCCGGUCCAACGUUGACCACCACGGGAAAAGAGUUGAAAUCGAAGAAGUGUUUGGACUUUUCCCCGGAUGCUUUGGCCGGUAUUAAUCUUAGCAGCCGUGCCCUGAUGAUGACUUCGAUCGGUUCGUUCGGCAAGAGUUCCGACUCGGUGGAUAGUGGCGGUAGAGGAUCAGCGAUUAUCACGUCUAAGCAGCAGCAGCAGUAUGCGACCAGUUCGAUCCAACGGUUAGUGCUACACGCGGAAACACUGGUACGGGACGAGAUUUUCGCGAAAACCCCGAAAACUGUGGUGAAAAAUCCGCACUACCAUCAUCACCACCAUCACCACCACAAUCAUCGUAACUAUCACAAUCAAACGUACCAACAGCAGCAGCACCAGGGAGGAGGAGGUGGCAGCGGCCCCCAUCAGCUACAUUCGUCGUCUGCAUCGCGUCUUCACGCGACACUUACCGGUAUCGGUGGUGUCAGCAGCCACAACAGCGUCGUCGUCAACAGUUCCGGCAAUCGGAAGGUGGAGAAAGUGAUGAGCAAUCACAAGAUCAACCGGAUUGAGGAAUGGCUCGAAAAGCAACCGCUGGACGUGGCAGCCACGGCACCGUUGCUGCCCGGAUCGGGACCAACGACGGACUGCGAAGCGUCCGGUGAGUACACCGAUUCCGAUUCGAUUACCCGUGACACGGACAGCUCGGAAGGGCUGGCGAAUUCGGUUGCGACCUGCCUGCAAGGCGAUCAGACCUCGCAGGAGCUGCUGACGGAUAAUGUGUACCCCUCGGAGACAUCGAUCGUGUCCAACGAUGAAGUGGAAUCGAAAAACAACUCCACCUCCAAUGCGUCACUGCAGGUGAAGCGACGGGUCAACAAGCCAUCCGGCGAAAGACCCUGGUCGGUGUCUUGCAUUUCUCAGCUGAACACCUCGGCCGUGGAGAUCAAUCAGUACGGUGAGCGAUUGGAGAAACAUCAGAACCAACGGCUGCUGACGGCAAGUUUUUCGAUCAGCGAAUCGGCACUGAACACGAUGUCGGCAAUGCGCAGUUCGCUGAAGUCGACCCCGGGAACUGGUGCCGGUGCGACGAUGGCAACCAGUAGCAGCGGGGGUGGCAGCCAGCAACCGCUGAUGACCAAGAGCACCGACAGCAAGGGUUCACUGAAGAAACGAAAGCUGCGCUCGAGGAGGAAGAAUCGCAUCGACGAGUCCGGUUCUGACGAAUCGCAACCCCCGACGCAGCAAUCAUCGGCGCUGCAUCUUUUGCAGCAUUCGCUUAUCCUUCAACACCAGCAGCAGUUGCUUCAACAGCAGCAGCUGCAGCAGCAGCAACUGCAACAACCUUUACGGGAAAUUCAACUAUCGGCCGGAAGCAGCAGCGGUAGUGGUCGCCAGCAGCACUAUCUGUCCAACAGUAGCCAUCGGGGAAGUCUGCUCAAGUCCGAGUCAUUCUCCGGUCGGAUUCGGCUGUCGGACGAUUUGGUCACGCUGUCGUCACUGUCCGGCUCGUCUGGAUCCCGCAAAUCGUUCUCUGCCCGGCAGACGACGAGGGGAACGACCAUGACGACGACACUGAUGGCCACGGUUUCGACGAAGAAAUCCACUGCGGAUAGCGAGGAGGAACAGCAACAAUCGGCAGCACUGAUGGCGAAGCCUAACUUUAAGAUCGGUUCCAGUGUGACCCGGGCCCGCUGCGGCAGUGUCAAUCUAGGAUCAUUAGCUGCGCUGGCUAAUUAUAAUCUAGAUGGAGUAGAGCGGGCCGAAACCGAUCAGAACGGAACCGGAACUGGCACCGAGGAGAUGAGUAGCUUCUCGGAGCAAGCGUGGGAUAACUACCAGGAGAAGUACAUGAGCGAACCGUACUCCGAGGAUCGCGACACGGAUGCGGCCCGGCGCUUGCUGGACUUUGGCGAUGAUUACCGAAACUUUAUCGAUUCCCAGUCGGACUGUGCAUCGUCGUCGUUGUCGGCUGCGAACAUGGAUUCGCUGUCGCCGCCACGACUGCGCAAGAACGAUCCGCUCGGUAAGAGUUCGGAACCGAACGCGAACUCACUGAACCGACGGAAGCGACUGGAUGAGUACCGGAUGGAUGAUCGAUACAGUCACAACAUGCACUCCUGGUCGAGCAAAUCGGGCAGUCCACCGCACCACUCGCUUGAAAAAACAAUGACGGUACGAGGUAAGCAUCACGUCCUGUACGAAAGCCCCGAUCAAUCGGGAAGCGGCGGCGGAGGAGGUGGUGCUGGUGGUGGCGGCGGUUCUGGACUGACAGGAGGAAAUGGACGGCGUCGGUCACUUCGCUCGGUCGACAAACACAACACCUUCCUGCGGUCGUUGUCGCACGAGACGAGCUCCAGUUCCAACAACGAAUUCGACGAGGACAUGGAAGCGGAAGUGAAGAAACUGCUGAUCCAGAGCAAGCUACGCUUCGCCAACACCGAGGCCCUCAAGGCGAAGUCCCAUCUGCUCAAACCGGAGGACUAUGACGAAAUCAUCAAAACAUGCCGGGAAAACGUACGCUGCCUGGAAACGGUGCUGCUGUCCCAGCCGGGAACGGUUCUGACGGCUGCCAAGUGUCAGGAUUUACGAGAUACCGUUCUCUGCUGGGAGAACCUGCUAAGCUGGAGUGAGCGAAGACAAGUCACCACCCGCUUCCAGUCGGAGAUUCUAUCGCAGAAGGAUGUUCUGGAAGAUCUGGGCUGCAAGGCGUUCGAUUUCUCGUCGGAGGCACACAUACAGCUUGCCAUCGAUCAGUUGAAGAACGAACGCAAAGUGCUGCAGAACCAGCGGCCCAAAAUGUUGACGUUGAACGCGACCGUCCACAGCUGGGUUUCGGCUCAGGAGCUGCAGCGAAAGGAACUGUUGGACGAGACGUCGAUCGAAGCCCAGCUGGAGCAGUUCGAACGGGACAAAAAUUUCAGCAAAUGUGCGGAUCAAAAAUGUGGUGCCUGUUACGAUUGUCUGAACGAGCUUCGUGAGGAUUGCAGCAUCAACCGGGAGCUGAAGGAGGGCAUCAAUCAACUGUACAGCACCUGGGAUGAGGCGGAAGUGAGAAUAAGAAAUCGAAUUGAGAAUCUUACCAGCUCGAUGAUGACCUGGAAGCAGCUGGAGGACGGUUUGAGUGAUUUCAAGGACAUUCUCGACCGUGAUCGUGGGAAACUUCAGGGGAUUGAAGGGGCCCUGCAAAGCGGGGCCGGAAGAACCGACGAAAUGGUCAAUAGUGUCAAGGAAGUGGUUAAAGCUCUGUCCGAGAAUGUUGAGCCGCUUUUUCAGGAACAUAAUGUUUCGAUUCCGGUCAAUCUUAAGCUCUCGUCGAGUGGGUCUCUGUCUGAUAGUGGCAUUUCCGAUGGUGGUGGCAUGUCUGACGGUAGCCUGUCUGAGCGCGAGAAGCGACUGAGUGCCCUGAAGCGGCUCGUCAAACAGCUGGAGGUGGCACUGGCCCCAGGAAGUGAGGCCAUGCAGACGAUCACCAAGCGGUUGGAAAUGGCCGAGCAUGAUUUGCGAUCACUGCAGAACACCUGCCGGAAGAUCAUCAUGAACGAAAAGGAUGGUCCCAGUCGAAACGGAGACAUCGAUCAGCACGACGAGGGAAGUAACUUCAGCAACAACAACGACUCGAGCGUUAAAAACAAGAACAAAAAUAAGCAUGGAAGCAAAAAGAACCGCAACUCAAGUCCCGGCAAGUCCCGGCUGCAGCCGUCGCUGGCAGAAACCGAUUCCGAGGAAAACCACCUUUACCAGGAAGUACAAAAGGAAGCCCUAGGCGAACAGCAGCAGCGCGCCCGCGAUCAGCAGGAACAUUUCCAACGGACGGCGGCCACUGCCCAGUUGGGACUGAUUCAAACCACCAAGUUGAAACUGUCCCAGAACCGUUGGGUUUGGCGGAUUACCAAGAUUGCCGUUCCGGUGCAGUUGGCCCUGGUGCUGGUGAUGUGUGCGGCCUGUUUCUUCGAACCGCACUGCUGCGAUGCCCUCAAUACCUAUUCGAUGAGUUUUACGCCCCAGUUGCGCUACAUCAAGGGACCGCCACCGGUUUGAGCAGUCAAAAAAAGGGGCCAAUGAGGGAACGUGGGUGCAGUUUUCCUUCGCGCAAAGCGGGGGGAAAGCGAAUGUUUUGUUUAUUCUUUUUCCUUUUAAACGGAUAAUUUUUAUAUCCUGGAGAUAUAGCAGUCGUGCAUUACUUAGUGUUUAAGAAGAGACCAUUUUUAUCAAAUCAUAUUUAUAAACAUAAUCAGAUUUAUUUUCUUUAUUUGUUUAGACUAGAAAACAAAAACAGAGUACCGUGUGAAUCUAAAUCGACUUAAAAAAGGACACAGACGCAGAACAAACAGCAUCUUGCAAAAGGUAAUUUUCUUCUUCGUUUAAACUUGCCACAGAAUGAGUGAAACCAACGAAUGUGCCUUCUGCAAAUUUACCACCACAAACUACAAAAAAACAACAAAAAAGCAACCUUAAGAGUAAGAGUUUGUUUAUGAAACAUUCACGCUCUUGAAAAUAGCAUUAUAGAUUGAUAAACCUACAACUAAAAUACACGUUCCUUCGAGUACACUAGAAGAAAAAUUUCUGCCUGCUUGCAGUUCGAUUUGUCGGGGGGGAAAAUCCCCCAACGAAAAAUUUAAAUUAAAACUUUUUUAUGUUCUAGAAAAUAAAACAAAACACUAUCUAUCCUUGGCGUUAGUACCCAAAAACGGCGGAACCCUAUCAGUUGUAAAUUUAUGCUAUCGUUUACUAAAUACCGGAUUUUCCCUACGUAGGACUAGUUUUUUUUUUCUGUGUAAAUCGUACAUUCUACUACUACUUCUAAUGUUUUGUGUUCUAAUUCCAACAAGGGACAAAAUUUGAGUAACGCAUUUUUUUCGCGUGUCCCUCCUUUCUAAGAUAGUUCAUCUUUAGCGCAGUGAACGGAACGGCAAAUAAAUGGAACAUAAAUGUUUAUAUUUUUAA